UCAAAUUAACACAUAACGGGAAAAUAGCAGACGACAGUUUCUGUUAUCAUAUUGAAAUAAAAAGGUUUUAAGCCAAGAUGAAUAUUUUGUUGCUUAGUGUGUUAAUUUUAGCAUUGUUUUACCCGGUAAAAGUAUUUUCACAAACUGGAACCGAUGUUAAUAAUUUGUUGACGCAUUUAUUUACAACUCGGGGUUACAACAAGAAAAUUCGGCCACUUACUGACCAGAACACAGCGGUACAAAUUGGCUUGGACUUCUUCUUGAAUGCAAUAAUUGACUUUGACGAACAAGACGAAAGUUUAAAGACGUCUGGUUAUCUUAGUUUUAUUUGGCUUGAUGAAUAUUUGACGUGGAACCCAGCUGACUACAACUCAACUACCGAAAUAUUUCUGCCCCAGGACGAUAUAUGGAAACCAGAUGUAGCGAUAAGAAAUGCCUUCAAAUCCUUUACUGGACUCGGAUCCUCAUUUCUAAAUGUCAGGGUUACUUCGGAUGGAUUAGUUUGGUGGAAUCCAUUCCAGGUGCUUGAAUCAACUUGCGCCGUUGAUAUCACGUACUUCCCGUUUGAUAGACAAACUUGCGAUUUGAAGUUCACAGCAUGGAGUUAUAGCAAAGAUGAAGUUGAAAUCAACAUGGGAAGUAGAGGGGUUGAACUUGAGGACUAUGUCGAGAACUCGGCAUGGGAACUCACCGGAACUUCUGCAAGAGAGACAAAUACCGGAGAAGCGGCGGUUUUCUUCACUUUGAAAUUGAAACGUAAAUCCGGAUUUUAUAUUUUGAACGUAAUCAUGCCGGUUGUUUUACUAUCUAUUUUGAGCGUAUUUACAUUCGUUUUGCCAAUCACAUCUGGUGAGAGAGCAAGCUACGCCGUGACGGUGUUCCUGUCGCUGGCUGUGUUCUUAACAAUUAUCGCGGCCGAGUUGCCAAAGAAUUCCGAAAACACAUCAGUCCUCGCGGUUUACCUCAUGCUCAUCAGCAGCUGGAGUACACUGAUUGUAGUGUUAUGCUUGAUCGAAUCUAGAAUUGCUAUCCGUGAUGAAAAAGAAUGUGCCAAUCAAUGUUUUCUUUAUGGCCUUUGUAAAAGCGACUGAUUUCUUCACUUGUAAAAAAGGUGCAAGAAGUCUGUCCGCCCAAAAGAAUUUACAUCAAAGUCAGAGCUAAAAGAGGUGUUAGAGGAAAAUGGCAAUGUCAUAACCUGGACUCGAGUCGUGGAUUCUAUGGACUUGUUUCUUUUGGCUUUCUCUACUAUUCACGUUUCUGUGUACAGUUAUCCUGGAUCUAUUGCAGUAAAUGGACCGAGUUAAUAACAUAACAUGCAUACUUUAAGAUAACGCAGCAGGUUAGCGACGUGAAAUCGAAUAUAAACAUUAUUAAGAUAGAUGUUUAAACAAGCCUACUGCCAAAAAAAAAAAGGAGAGAAACUA
Molecule: messenger RNA, 1424 nt
Organism: Ruditapes philippinarum (Manila clam)
Lineage: Eukaryota; Metazoa; Mollusca; Bivalvia; Venerida; Veneridae
Product: acetylcholine receptor subunit delta-like
Exons: 5
Coding region: 78-1091 (337 amino acids)
Biological process (GO): monoatomic ion transmembrane transport; signal transduction; regulation of membrane potential
Cellular component (GO): membrane; neuron projection; synapse
Molecular function (GO): transmembrane signaling receptor activity; neurotransmitter receptor activity; extracellular ligand-gated monoatomic ion channel activity
Source: RefSeq, a predicted model, not a curated record